Messenger RNA from Entelurus aequoreus (snake pipefish), 1972 nucleotides. It is a transcript of the gene litafd, whose product is annotated as Lipopolysaccharide-induced tumor necrosis factor-alpha factor homolog-like. The transcript has 5 exons. Gene Ontology annotation, molecular function: zinc ion binding. Bases 111 to 545 code for a protein of 144 amino acids. The record is from RefSeq and is a predicted model, not a curated record. NCBI's taxonomy places the organism in Eukaryota, Metazoa, Chordata, Actinopteri, Syngnathiformes, Syngnathidae.
CAGCUGAGACGAGCUGACGCUGACAGUGGCAACGUGCCUGGACCGUACAGCAGUCGCGACAGCAGCUCGCGCACACCUCUCUUCACGACACCGACACCUGGACCAGCACCAUGAGCGAUCUGAAGAACCCUCCUCCCUACACCAUCCCAGUCGACGGUCAAGGGGACAAGGUGAAAGUUUACCACGUCCACACCCCCUUCAAUCCCUCCGUACCCGAGCAGUCGGCAGCUUCAGUGCCAGUGUACACAGGCGGAGGCGGAGGCCCGACUGGAGGCUACGGUGGCUCGGGUAGGAACUAUGACACCACGCUGGGCCGUGUUUCCGGCAUGGCCAACUGUCCUAGCUGCCAGCAGCAGGUGAUGACCAACGUAGAGUACAAAGCAGGGACCUACGCCUGGUUGAUGGUUCUACUCUUCAUCUGCCUGGGAUUGUGGUGCUGCUGCUGCAUCAUCCCGCUGUUGAUGAAGCGCUUCAAGGACGUGCACCACUUUUGCCCUCGCUGCCACAGACUGCUGCACGUGGAGAAGAAGAAAUGCUGCGAUUAAACAAGAUGGCCACCAACAAAAGGGGCGUAGAAAUAAAGACGACAGUAGCAAACAUCCUCACUGCUACUUUGUUCGCCACAAAGUGACUUCUUCAUAUUUCUGCGGACCAGCAAACACUGGUAAUAGUGUAAUGCAGUAAUAAUGUAAUGCAGUAAUAUUGUAAUGCAGUAAUAAUGUAAUGCAGUAAUAUUGUAAUGCAGUAAUAAUGUAAUGCAGUAAUAUUGUAAUGCAGUAAUAAUGUAAUGCAGUAAUAUUGUAAUGCAGUAAUAACGUAAUACAGUAAUAAUGUAAUGCAGUAAUAAUGUAAAGCACUAAUAGUGUAAUACAGUAAUAUUGUAAUGCAGUAAUACCGUAAUACAGUAAUAGUGUAAUGCAGUAAUAAUAUAAUACACUAAUAAUGUAAUACAGUAAUAUUGUAAUACAGUAAUAUUGUAAUACAGUAAUAACGUAAUACAGUAAUAGUGUAAUGCAGUAAUAAUGUAAUGCACUAAUAAUGUGAUACAGUAAUAUUGUAAUACAGUAAUAACGUAAUACAGUAAUAGUGUAAUGCAGUAAUAAUGUAAUGCACUAAUAACGUAAUGCAGUAAUAUUGUAAUGCAGUAGUAUUGCAAUGCAGUAAUAAUGUAAUGCAGUAAUAAUGUAAUACAGUAAUAAUGUGAUAAAAUAAUAAUGUAAUGCAAUAAUAUUGUAAUGCAGUAAUAAUGUAAUGCAUUAAAAUUGUAAUGCAGUAACAAUGUAAUGCAGUAAUAUUGUAAUACAGUAAUAGUGUAAUACAGUAACAAUGUAAUGAAGUAACAAUGUAAUGCAGUAAUAAUGUAAUACAGUAACAAUGUAAUGCAGUGAUAUUGUAAUACAGUAAUAAUGUAAUACAGUAACAAUGUAUUGCAGUAAUAUUGUAAUACAGUAAUAAUGUAAUACAGUAACAAUGUAAUGCAGUAAUAUUGUAAUACAGUAAUAAUGUAAUACAGUAACAAUGUAAUGAAGUAAGAAUAUUUCCUCUCCUUGACAUUCCUAGCAACACAUGAAGGCUUGUACAUACAUUUAUUAUUUACAUACAUUUAUUACCACAUGAUUAUUCCAAUGUGGAGGACAAGAACCAAGAGAGCGUUUGUUUGCUUUCCUUCCUAACUUGUGUGCGCAUGCUGAGGAGUAAGUAAGCUGUUCCUUAUGAAAUGUUCCAUAUCCUGUUCCACCUUGUACAUAAAGCAAGCGACAUGCUGUCAUGUAAAUCUUUGGCUUCAUAACAACACCAUGUUAGAUUUUGCAGAAAUUAUAUUAUUGAUAUUUCUCUGGAGCCUGACAAACAAUUACAAAUAUAUAUAUUUCUACAUAUAUAUUUAUAUAUAUUCUUCUCUUUGCCCUCAACUGUGAUGUCUUCCAUUAAUAAUUAUUAUAGAACAAUAUUUGUCAAAUAAAAAUAAUCUAUA